Orycteropus afer afer is the source of this 948-nucleotide messenger RNA. Its product is annotated as olfactory receptor 14J1-like. Gene Ontology annotation, biological process: G protein-coupled receptor signaling pathway. Gene Ontology annotation, cellular component: membrane. The record is from RefSeq and is a predicted model, not a curated record. Gene Ontology annotation, molecular function: G protein-coupled receptor activity; odorant binding; olfactory receptor activity. Lineage: Eukaryota; Metazoa; Chordata; Mammalia; Tubulidentata; Orycteropodidae.
AUGACUAAUUCCACUAUAACGAAUGGAUUUAUUCUCAUGAGUUUUUCUGGCAAUCCUGAGAUAGAAAUCUUGCAUGCUUCUGUGUUUUUAGUUUUAUACUUGGUGGCUUUAACUAGCAAUAUUCUCAUUAUCACUACAACUUCCAUAGAUCAUAGUCUCCACUCACCUAUGUAUUUCUUCCUGAAACAUCUCUCCUUUUUGGAUUUGUGCUAUAUUACUGUGACUGUACCUAGAUCCAUUUGCAACUCUUUCGUGCAUAGUGGCAAUAUUUCCCUCUGGGAGUGCAUAUUGCAGUGUUUUGCAUUCACUGUCUGUUGUUCUGCUGAGAUGGCCAUGCUCACAGUGAUGUCCUAUGACCGCUAUUUGGCCAUCUGCCUUCCACUGCGCUACAAAGUCAUCAUGGAUGUCAACACCUGUGUUCAUGGAGUCUUAGCUGUCUGGAUCAGUGGGGUCAUCUCUGGAGUCAUGCAUACAGCUACUACUUUCUCCAUCCACUUCUGUGGUGCCAAUAUCAUUCACUAGUUCUUCUGUGAUAUCCCUCAACUCCUUAAACUCUCUUGUUCCAAUGACUACAUCAGUGAGCUUGGGGUCAUAGGCUUCCUGUCCUUGGUGGGAUUUCUCUGUUUCAUCUCAAUUGGCCUCUCCUACACACACAUAUUCUCUACUGUGCUGAGGAUCCCAUGUGCUGAGGGGAGAGCCAAAGCCUUUUCUACUUGCCUGCCCCAUCUAUGUGUUGUCAUAUUAUUUAUCUCUACUGGAGUUUUUGAGUUUGUAAAGCCACCUUCUGACUCUCCAACUAUGCUAGACUUUUUCCUUACUGUUCUCUAUACUGUUGUGCCCCCAACACUGAAUCCAAUGAUUUAUAGCCUAAAGAACAAAGCCAUAAAGGCAUCUCUAAGAAAAGUUUUUAAGGAAAGAAAAGCCUCCAAUGUGCUACUGGUUUGCUGA